AUGUCAAAUCUUUAUAAUAUUGGAUCCGAAACCAAAAAUAAGAUCAAAAAGUUUCGCAUAACUACAGCAAGAGCCGAUUCUAUUAAGGCCCUGUCAAUCAAAAUCGAGCCAAAGCCCUCCUAUGAGAUAAUUAUUGAUGAAGAUGAACAAGAGGAACUGGAAGAAUUAGAAGAUCUAAGCGAAUUAGCAGAAAUCCUGCCCGACAACUCACCUAGGUUUCUUCUUACYGCAUACCCGAUCACAACGAAAGACGGGAUUAAACAAACCCCUUUAAUUUUGAUCUAUUGGAAGCCAAUGACGGUCGUUUCACAAGAAUGGAAGAUGCUUUACGCGGGUGCAUUAGAAAUGGUCAGAAACGAGUGUGGUACUUUCAAAUUAGUUGAAGUUUCUUCUGGCCUAGAAGACGAUUCGGACUUGGAUGAAUUGAGAGAGCAGUUAGAGAGUUGUUGA
This is a messenger RNA of Saccharomyces eubayanus, 450 nucleotides long. It is a transcript of the gene AIM7, whose product is annotated as Aim7p. The coding region runs from base 1 to 450 and encodes 149 amino acids. Gene Ontology annotation, molecular function: Arp2/3 complex binding; actin binding. The record is from RefSeq and is a predicted model, not a curated record. Gene Ontology annotation, cellular component: actin cortical patch. Gene Ontology annotation, biological process: actin filament debranching; negative regulation of Arp2/3 complex-mediated actin nucleation. The transcript has a single exon. NCBI's taxonomy places the organism in Eukaryota, Fungi, Ascomycota, Saccharomycetes, Saccharomycetales, Saccharomycetaceae.